This is a messenger RNA of Exophiala bonariae, 1674 nucleotides long. It is a transcript of the gene MFS2, whose product is annotated as MFS siderochrome iron transporter 1. Gene Ontology annotation, biological process: transmembrane transport. Gene Ontology annotation, cellular component: plasma membrane. Gene Ontology annotation, molecular function: transmembrane transporter activity. Lineage: Eukaryota; Fungi; Ascomycota; Eurotiomycetes; Chaetothyriales; Herpotrichiellaceae. The coding region runs from base 1 to 1674 and encodes 557 amino acids. The record is from RefSeq and is a predicted model, not a curated record. The transcript has a single exon.
AUGGCAACCGCGGCUGCUGCUACUGCUUCUUCGUCGACGCUCAACGACAGCCUUGGGGAAGACGUCGAAAACCAAACCCCACACUCUUCGAUACGAAAUAUCCCACACUGGCGACUUGUCGCUAGCCAAUCACUCAUUACCGACGAAGUCCUGAAUCACCGGUACGAAGGAUCUGGUACAGCAAAAGACCCAUACGUCGUCGAGUUCAUCGCCCACGACCCGCGCAAUCCGAUGGAAUGGCCGCUGUGGAAGAAAUGGUCCAUCACUCUGCUCGUAGCGGUUGCCACGCUGGCUGUGUCAUUUGUGUCCUCGGCCUACUCCGGAGGCAUCAAACAAGUGAUUGAAGUUUUUGGAUGCAGCCAGGAAGUCGCGACCCUUGGGCUGUCACUAUUUGUACUUGGAUUUGCUGUGGGUCCUCUGCUAUGGGCACCUUUAUCGGAGCUGUACGGACGUCAAAUCCUCUUCUUCGCCACGUAUGCGCUGCUCACUCUCUUCAAUGCCGCCGCUGCCGCCUCGAACUCCAUCACUACGCUGUUGGUGCUACGCUUCUUGGCGGGAACCUUUGGCUCUUCGCCUCUCACCAACGCUGGUGGUGUUAUCGCGGAUAUGUUCCCAGCCAAUCAAAGAGGUCUUGCGCUCGGUAUUUUCGCCGUUGCCCCCUUUCUUGGGCCGGCUCUAGGCCCAAUCGUGGGCGGAUUCUCCGGUGAAGCCUUAGGAUUCCGGUGGCUGGAAGGUAUCAUGGCGUGCUUCACCGGCGUGUUAUGGAUUCUCGGCUCGCUCGCGAUUCCAGAAACGUAUGCGCCGGUGUUACUGAAGCGCCGAGCCGAAGGGCUGAGCAAGCGAACAGGAAAGACCUAUGUCUCGAUGGUCGAACACAAGCAGGGCAAGCAAUCACCGGCUGCGGCUUUCAAGAAGGCUAUCAUUCGACCAUGGAUACUUCUGAUCUUGGAGCCCAUCGUGCUACUCAUCUCUAUAUACAUGGCUAUUCUCUACGGUACACUAUUCCUCCUUUUUGGUGCCUUUCCAAUUGUUUUUCAACAAGGACGCGGCUGGUCUCAAGGCGUUGGAGGCCUCGCAUUCCUGGGUGUCGCAGUAGGUAUGGUCUCGGGCACAGCGUACGCGAUCUACGACAACGGACGCUACAAUCGUCUGGAGGCAGCCCAUGGCGGCGAAGCUCCACCGGAAGAAGGCCGCCUGCCACCCGCCAUGAUCGGUGCAAUUGCCAUUCCCAUUGGAAUGUUCUGGUUUGCGUGGACGAACAGCCCUUCGAUUCAUUGGAUUGUGUGCAUCAUGGCCUGUGUCCCUUUCGGCUUCGGCAUGGUUCUUGUCUUCCUGCCCUGCAUGAAUUACCUAAUCGACGCAUACACCAUCUACGCAGCGAGCGUCCUGGCAGCGAAUUCGGUACUGCGCUCAUCAUUUGGUGCCGCUUUUCCGCUCUUCACUGAUCAGAUGUAUGCAAAGCUCGGCAUCCAUUGGGCCAGUUCGAUCCCUGCUUUCCUCGCGCUUGCGUGCACGCCUUUACCCUUUAUCUUCUACAAGUACGGAGAAAGCAUUCGCAUGAAGUGCAAAUAUUCCGCACAGGCCCAUGAGGCAAUGGCGCAGUUGCGGCUUUCGAGGCAGAAAACAAAUGAUCUGGCCCAGGGGGGCACCGAGGAGGGAACUGAAGAGAAGUAG